AUGUCAAUAAUCCGUACAUCCGUCCAUGCCAAAUGGGUCGUGGGGAAGGUGAUUGGCACAGCCAUGGUAAAAACUGCUAAAGAAAGAGCGACCAGACUUGCUUUGGAUCCCUGCUUGCUAAAGUACUUCAACACGUGGAAAACCAGCUUUGCUUAUGAUGCCCAUCAGCAGUGCUCUGUCGGAGACAUAGUGCUCCUCGGAGCUUUGCCCGUCAUGGGAUCAAAGCGUGUGAAACAUGAACUGGCUGAGAUCAUUUUCAAAGUUGGCCGAGUUAUCGACCCAGUCACAGGAAAGCCCUGUGCGGGGACCGCCUACCUAGAAAGUCCACUCAGUUCAGAAACUGCUAACCCAAGUAAAACUCCAGAAGAACUCAAGGGCUCUUCCACCUAG
Messenger RNA from Arvicola amphibius (Eurasian water vole), 390 nucleotides. RefSeq names its product 28S ribosomal protein S17, mitochondrial-like. The record is from RefSeq and is a predicted model, not a curated record. Gene Ontology annotation, cellular component: mitochondrial small ribosomal subunit; ribosome. Lineage: Eukaryota; Metazoa; Chordata; Mammalia; Rodentia; Cricetidae. Gene Ontology annotation, molecular function: structural constituent of ribosome. Gene Ontology annotation, biological process: mitochondrial translation. The transcript has a single exon. The coding region runs from base 1 to 390 and encodes 129 amino acids.